CCUCCCCGUAGUGCGCCGGGAGCGUGAGCCGCGGCGCUCGAACGGUCGCUGUGGAGAACUAUGUUGUUACCGAACAUUCUGCUCACCGGUACUCCAGGGGUUGGAAAAACUACACUAGGCAAAGAACUUGCAUCAAGAUCAGGACUGAAAUACAUUAAUGUGGGUGAUUUAGCUCGAGAAGGACAGUUAUAUAAUGGCUAUGAUGAAGAGUAUGAUUGUCCCAUUUUAGAUGAAGAUAGAGUAGUUGAUGAGUUAGAAAACCAAAUGAGAGAAGGUGGAGCUAUUGUUGAUUACCAUGGUUGUGAUUUCUUCCCUGAACGCUGGUUUCAUAUAGUUUUUGUGUUGAGAACAGAUAACAGUAUAUUGUACAAAAGACUUGAAACAAGGGGUUAUGGUGAGAAGAAACUAAAAGAUAAUAUUCAGUGUGAGAUUUUUCAAGUUCUUUAUGAAGAAGCCAUAGCAUCCUACAAAGAAGAAAUUGUGCAUCAGUUGACCAGCAAUAAACCAGAAGAACUAGAAGAUAACAUAAAUCAGAUCUUGAAAUGGAUUGAGCAGUGGAUCAAAGAUCAUAACACUUGACUGACCACUUCACAGUCACUCUUAUUGAUACCUCUCUGCCCACUUCAUAGAAAUCUCCCACAUAUCAGUCAAUAUUAUUGAAAUCAUGUUGUAGGCCUAGCAGGUGCAUAAUGUAAAGAUUUGUGCCUGUAUCUCUUUUUCUCCAUUUGAAAGCUAAACAAUCUCAAAUAUAAUGAAUAUAAUAUAAAAAGUAAAAAUUGUCAUUUAAUGCUUCAGUUACUAAAUAAUAAAUAUUACCAAAGGGGUAGAUAUCUUUUAUGCUUAUUAUAGAAGAAAAUGCAGAUGAUUUAUUAAAAUAAAAAGUAAAGCA
Messenger RNA from Sciurus carolinensis (gray squirrel), 889 nucleotides. It is a transcript of the gene Ak6, whose product is annotated as adenylate kinase 6. The record is from RefSeq and is a predicted model, not a curated record. Lineage: Eukaryota; Metazoa; Chordata; Mammalia; Rodentia; Sciuridae. The transcript is spliced from 5 exons. Gene Ontology annotation, molecular function: ATP hydrolysis activity; ATP binding; AMP kinase activity. Gene Ontology annotation, cellular component: nucleus; cytoplasm. Bases 61 to 579 code for a protein of 172 amino acids.